AUGCACCCACAAAUCAUCCGCUCUCUUGCUCUUCUGGGCUGCACCUCGCUCGCUGUGGCCAAUGACAUCGUCUCGCUCAUCCUCCCAAACGUUGAUCAGCAAGAUCUGGUCGGCGAGGUUAUCGGCACCGAUGGCCCAUUGACGACCUAUCUCAUCCAAUGCCCCGAUGGCGCCGACUCGAACGAUUGCGGUAUUCCUCCGGAGGGCCUCACCGUCACCGCGGGCGAUGAUACCUUCAUCUUCGAUUACACCUACGAGGACUACUGGCUCCGCCAAAGCUGCUCCCACCGCGGCACGACCUGGUUCUCGUGCGCUGUGACAAACACUCAAUCCGACUUCUCGACCGUCAUGACCACCGCCACCUCAGUCGACAUGCCCUACCAGGCCGUCACCAUCACCGCGACGGCCACGGACAGCGACAACGACUCCUCAACCACCGUCACAAGCACCCGCUCCUCCUCCGCCGCGCAGCCUUCUGAAACUGACAUUGACGACGACUCCGAAGAAGCCUCCACAACCUCCUCCGGCGCUGAGUCUUCUACCACGCCCUCCCCCACGGCCUCUGAGGAGGCCGACGCCGAGGAAACGACUUCUGACAACGCGGCUAUGGCCCAGGUGACUGGGUCUGCGGCUCAGUGGCUUGUUAGCGGCGCUGGUAUGGCGCUGGCUCUUGUUCUGGCUUAG
Messenger RNA from Aspergillus calidoustus, 684 nucleotides. Lineage: Eukaryota; Fungi; Ascomycota; Eurotiomycetes; Eurotiales; Aspergillaceae. The record is from the annotation of a GenBank genome assembly.